GCCAGUGGAGCUGGGGCCUCUCGUGCCUCUCGCGGGUCAUCGCGGCAAUCGCGGUGUGUUGUGCGGCGCUGAAAGAAAGGCGUCAGCUACGAAAGUCAGCCAUGCCGGUGAGGACGCCCGAGAUUGUGCCACCUUUGCCGGCCAACUCGCACCAACCCGGUGUAACCCGGUCGUUGCUUUACAACGGAUCCCGAUUCCAGGGACAGCAGAAAAGCAAAGGCAACAGUUACGACGUCGAAGUCGUGCUUCAGCACGUUGACGAAGCGAACUCCUACCUCUGCGGCUACCUGAAGAUCAAGGGCCUGACGGAGGAGUACCCGACGCUCACAACGUUUUUUGACGGCGAGAUCAUCAGCGAGAAGUAUCCAUUCCUCACGCGCAAAUGGGAUGCGGACGAGGAAGUCGACAAGAAACACUGGAGUAAGUUCGGGUCAUUUGAGGACUACACCGACAAUUUCAACUGCGACAACUUCAAUUACACGGAGCUGAAGGCGACUGAAAACGUUUUCAUGAGGUGGAAGGAGCACUUUCUCGUUCCCGACCACACGAUCAAGGACAUCAAUGGGGCGUCCUUUGCGGGCUUCUACUACAUAUGCUUCCAGAAGAAGUCGUCCACCAUUGAAGGCUACUACUACCACCGAAGCUCCGAAUGGUAUCAGUCACUAACGUUACGGCACGUGCCGGAGCACAGUAUUCAGAUAUACGAGUUCCGGUGAGGGCACCGCCACUUGUUUAAAAAAAUGUGGCACUGGCGGUGGUGGUGUCCGUUUCCUGCCAUCCCACCCGUCCUGUGCGUCUCGUGACGGGGCACUCAUCGAAGUUGGUGGCACCAAAUCCGAAAGAGACGCCCACCGGUCCGUCACCAGCCGCACCGAGGCGUCGUCGCGUGCUUUGCCCCUGACGGGUCAUCGACGACGUCCACGAAGUCGUGCUCUCCGUCACAAGUGGUCCGUCACGCGUGUGUUGUGUGUGUCCGUGCCAUCAUCGUCACCGGACAGAGCCUCGAAGAGACGCUGUCGUUCACCGUGAUUGCGUGCCUCCGUCGUCGCAAAAGAAAAACGUUGCAUGUGCGCAUUGCUCUCCGAACUUUAAAGAGUGCUCGAACAGGGGGAGACGGCAUUUCUUCCUUCUAGUCUCCGUCGCCGCCGGCUCCACCAGACUGUAAGGGUUGCACCAGAAAUUUUUUUAUUCUUUUUUCUGUUUGGCUGGUUGUGUCUGGUGUCUUCCCAGUGAAAGGGCCAGUGACGAUGCCUUA
Messenger RNA from Rhipicephalus sanguineus (brown dog tick), 1255 nucleotides. RefSeq names its product glucose-induced degradation protein 4 homolog. The transcript is spliced from 5 exons. The record is from RefSeq and is a predicted model, not a curated record. Lineage: Eukaryota; Metazoa; Arthropoda; Arachnida; Ixodida; Ixodidae. Bases 102 to 716 code for a protein of 204 amino acids. Gene Ontology annotation, cellular component: extrinsic component of membrane; GID complex. Gene Ontology annotation, biological process: protein targeting to vacuole; proteasome-mediated ubiquitin-dependent protein catabolic process; negative regulation of gluconeogenesis.